Molecule: messenger RNA, 1652 nt
Organism: Sodiomyces alkalinus F11
Lineage: Eukaryota; Fungi; Ascomycota; Sordariomycetes; Glomerellales; Plectosphaerellaceae
Exons: 1
Coding region: 199-1497 (432 amino acids)
Biological process (GO): ribonucleotide metabolic process; RNA catabolic process
Cellular component (GO): nucleoplasm; ribonuclease H2 complex
Source: RefSeq, a predicted model, not a curated record
GUACUGCAUCUCCAACCGACCCAAAGACAUACCUCGUCAGAUCAAUUGGGCCCGGCUACAGAACUGAGAACACUUUCUUCCUCAUUCAUCAGUUCUGUUUAUCUUCAUACUCGCCGUUCAUUGCCUUAUUCUCGACUUCUGAUCUUCCAUCGUGCCACCUCCACAGCUGCCAUCUCCUCCCGCAAGACCUCGGACCUUAUGGCCCGGACGAGAUCAACCAAAGCUGCUUCGGCUGCAAAUGGUGACCAGAGCCAGCCUGUGGCCACCAAAUCCAAGUACUCUCCGCCAGUAGAUUCGAACGAGCCCUCUAGAGUGUUCAUUCUUCCUACCAAGGCCACAAGUGCCGCCCGCAUUAUACUGCUACUGAACCCCCGUUACUCGAAACCCACCAAGUAUCUUCUUUGUCCCGAGUCCGGCCUCUACGAAUUUACCCAGAUUGCUGCGCCCAAGACCACCCCGAGAAGCUGGUUAAUCGAAAGAAAACCUGCGGCGACAGAGGAGGCAGAGGUUCAGGCCCAGAUUACCAAUGGCGCCGACCUGUUCAUUGCAACUCCGGUUGAUCCUCUCUUCGUAGUGCUACCCGCUCUAACAAGCUCGACUGCCUCUAAAUCGGACGAUGGAAAGCGACUCUUUCUAACGAGCGAGGACCACUUCGAUUCCCUUUCCGACUCUGCCUCCACGCACUUUUCAGAGGUACUACGAUGCGAAAAGACAAGGACGUUAUUCGAGGCGAGGAUGGGAGCAAUAUGCGAUACGGUGGAGGCAGGGGACGAGAAGAUGUUCCGACUGAAUGAGAAGAAGCUCAUUGAACAAAUUCUGUUGAAAGCCAAGGCCCUGGGUUCGACUCCGUUGCCGCCCAGCAUGGAAGACAAGUUUGUGAAGAAGGUUCUCGAGGCACCACUUAGUGUGCAGAAGAGCGAUGUCAUCAAGACAGAAACGAAGGAAGGCCACGACGCCCCAUCCCUCGAAUCGGUCGAGUCUCAAUCUUCAGUGAGCACUGUGGAUUCGGCCACCACUGUCGAUAGUACGAGUUCGCUUGCAUCGGCGGCAUCAACGGCAGCCACAUCGGUGAGCGGGGACGCAGUGGAGGACUCGGUGUCAACCGCCAUGAAAGCCUCGGAUGAUGUCGUGGCGUUGCAGCGGCUGAAGGUGGCCUUCAGUUUCAUCUGCUCGGGCCACGUUUCUCCGACCACCGCAACCCGCUUGGAAGGCCUGCUUAAGGAACGGAACAUGUCGGGCGUGGACUUUGCACCCCUAGAGGCCUAUCUCACAGAACUCGCCAAGUUGCGCGCCGAGGCUGCCUCGGCACGAUCCAUGGCCGAUUAUUCCGGAAAACGACAUUUGGACGAUGAAGCAGAGGAAGCACGAGCCGAGAAGAAGCGGAAGCUUGAAGAGGAAAAGAAACGAAAAGCCAGCGCGAGCCGUGGCGUCAGGGAGCUAAAGAAAGUCAACACCUCCGGGAUGAAGAAGAUGAGCGACUUUUUCAAGAAGAAGUGAUCCGCGCCCCCCCGGGGGGGUGUCGCGACAGCCGGUUCUCAAACAAGCUUCACACACAUAGCACGUCACAUGCUUUAUAUUUCGGGUAUUAUUUCCUCCUACCACCUUUCGGGCCAUUGCGCAAUAAGCACCCGACCACCACAUCUCGUCCCCCC